UUCAGUUGUAAUUAGAGAACCGUGCUGACCGGUCAUUUGAUAAUAUUAUCUCGAAAUUGUGUUUUUAAUUUUGCUGCUUUACGCAAUAAUUAAAUAUGGAACGCUACGACUGCUUUCAGCCAACGAUAGAGUAUGAUCCAAUGUGCGAUCAGGAUAACCCUCAAAAAAUAUCCUUUGAGGAUGUAUCAGCGGCUGCAUUCAGAAUUCAAAGUGGGAUCGUUAAGACGCCAUGCGUGAAAUCGCACAUGUCAAACAUAUAUGGUAUGGACAUAUUCCUCAAAAAUGACUUUCUGCAGUACACUGGGAGCUUUAAAGAACGCGGUGCUCGUAACGCGUUGCUCUUACUUCCGCCUGAAGCCAAAACUCGUGGUGUGAUUUCCGCUUCCCUUGGAAAUCACUCCCAAGGUUUAAGCUACCAUGCCAACCAGUUGAACAUACCCACCACCGUAGUUAUGCCGAACGUUGCUCCCAUUAUGAAGAUUGAGAACUGUCGGUCGUAUGGCGCGAAAGUAAUCGUACACGGCCAUGACAUGAAGGAAGCAAAAUACCACGCAAUGACGCUGGCAAAAGAGAAAGGUCUUACAUACAUUAAUGGAUAUGACCAUCCCCAUAUAAUGGCUGGACAGGGGACAGUGGGGUUAGAAAUACUUGGACAAGUCCCCGAUGUCGACGCCAUCUUGGUUCCCGUUGGGGGUGGAGGCUUACUGGCGGGAGUUGCUACUGCUGUCAAACAUCUUAGACCUCAUGUUCUUAUAUAUGGUGUGGAAACAGAAAAGUGCCCUAGUAUGGAGGAGGCGAUGCGACAUGAAUCCCCAAAAUGUGUAGAAAUCCGAUCAACACUGGCGGAUGGUCUUGCCGUACCAACCGUUGGGUUCAACGCCUUUUUUACUGUCAAAUCACUUAUCGAUAAGAUGAUUACCGUGAACGAAGACUGGCUAGCUAGAGCCAUACUGCGGCUAGUGGAACAAGAGAAGUAUGUUGUUGAAGGUGGUGGUGCAGUCGGAGUAGCAGCCAUCAUGGCUGGUCUUGUACCAGAACUUGCCGGCAAGAAGGUGGUCUGCAUACUAUCAGGUGGUAACAUCGAUACCACAAUAUUAGGUCGUUGUUUGGAACGAGGUUUGGCAGCAGAGCAGCGGUUGGUAAAAUUCAAAGUGACUGUCAGUGAUCGACCAGGUGGAAUCGCAGAGCUUUGCAAGCUUUUAGCUUCUUUGGGAGUGUCAAUAAAGGACAUCAUGCAGGAACGCGCUUGGGUGUAUGGGGAUAUAUUUAGUGUCAGGGUAAAAGUAGUAUGUGAAACUAGAGGACCAGAUCACAUGGCACAACUGCGAACUGUGAUAAUGAACACUUACAAAGAGUGGUAUUUUGCGCGGGAAUUUGAAGAUCGAGAUCGACGUCCAAGUACAGAUUCGCUAGAUGACGUAUCCCAUUAGAAACGACUCCUAGUACUGUAGUAGUACACGGUAUAUAAAAUAAAAAAAGUUAAUUAUUUUAUCGAAAAAAAGCACGCAAAUUCGACCAAUUAAUCAAAAUAAAAAAAAUAUCUUUGGCCUCUCAGUAAUCCAUUUAAUAUUUUUACUAUCUACUAGAAAACCAACGACCUGGGGUCUGGGCCUAUGAUUUGUAUUAGGACCUCUUUCGUUAUCAUUUGUUUUUUUUAAUAGGCCUGUUCUGUGCCUAACACACGCCGUUGACUUUUUGGGUCUUAGUUUUCCGUCACCGUACGAGCGAGUGUUAAAUUCGGGCAUACACGGUAAGUCUUAUUGUUAAUAAACAAAACGGUAUUUAUGAUUUCUCACCAGGCUAACAACAACGCAUUUUCAGCUCUAUUAUAAACUACUAAGGGUGACUAUAUUUAUAUUUCUUAAGUAUUGAUCUUAUAAAAAAUCAUUUAAAACUAAGCAAAUGAUCAGACGCGGGCGUCGAUCAAAAAGUACGUUUGGAAAUGUACGACCUAAUAAUGAAUUGUACCACAAAAUAUUAUUUAGUAAUGUAUGCAAAAAAAUCUGUGAUUUCAUAUAAAUUAAAUAAAUACAAAUGUUUGUCUUUUU
Pieris brassicae (large cabbage white) is the source of this 2048-nucleotide messenger RNA. RefSeq names its product L-threonine ammonia-lyase-like. Gene Ontology annotation, molecular function: L-serine ammonia-lyase activity; threonine deaminase activity. NCBI's taxonomy places the organism in Eukaryota, Metazoa, Arthropoda, Insecta, Lepidoptera, Pieridae. Gene Ontology annotation, biological process: L-serine catabolic process; L-threonine catabolic process. The record is from RefSeq and is a predicted model, not a curated record. Bases 96 to 1430 code for a protein of 444 amino acids. The transcript is spliced from 9 exons.